Molecule: messenger RNA, 702 nt
Organism: Mytilus trossulus (common blue mussel)
Lineage: Eukaryota; Metazoa; Mollusca; Bivalvia; Mytilida; Mytilidae
Product: fucolectin-1-like
Exons: 3
Coding region: 1-666 (221 amino acids)
Source: RefSeq, a predicted model, not a curated record
AUGCAAAAAGUAAUGUUUAUCAUAGCGUACUGCGUUUGUCUUAUAUCUGCAUGUCAAAUAACAAUAUCUGGUGGUAAGGUCAAUACAGAUGCCUGCAAAGGGUACGAAAAACUGGAAUCUAAAAUUAAUAAAUUGAAGGAUACCCUCACAGCAAAGCUUGAUAGCAGUCUUCGAAUACUGAACAAAGUUAAUGAACAAAUCAAAGAUUGGAAACCAAAAAAAUCUGUAAUAAAGAACGUUGCCUUAGGGAAAAGAAGCCAACAAAGUUCAUGGGAGUUGAAAACACGUUCCUGGGGAAAUUAUAUUUGCUGUGCAACUGAAUAUGCGAACGAUGGUAAUGCGACCACAUUCUCACAUACUGCUAUUCAAAACUUACCAUACUGGUGGGUAGAUCUUGGACAACUGUAUGAUUUAAAGCGGAUUGAAAUCAUAAACAGAUCAGAUCAUGUUGGUCACCGUCUACAUGAUGUAGAUAUUACAGUUGGACCAUACUUGAAAGAAAUGUCCUUAUGUGCACAUUAUAAAGGUCCAGGAAAGACUGCGGAGCAUCUAGUAUUCCAUUGUAACCGUCAAAUGAGAGGUCGUUAUGUCAAAGUUGCCAUUAAAGCCAAGGAAUACCUCCAGUUGUCAGAAGUAAUGGUGUUUGCGCCUGAAAUAUCAGAAUGAUAAUAUUACUUCAAUUAAAAUUUAGCAGUUACGGUU